GAACCCCCGGAGUCAAACGCGGCGGCGACGGGGAUGACAGGCCCACGCGUCGCCAGACGACAAAUCCCCGGUGAUACUUUAAGCGAAAGGGAAGCAAAUGGACGCCCCCUCGUGCGCGGUCUCGUCGACUCUCAAGACUUCCUCGAGCUCAUCACUUCGCAUUCGCGCAUAUCGCUCUGUUAAUUCCUCGUCCUACAAUCUCGAUCACGGUCUCUCACCAUGCGCCACCUUCUCCUCCUCCUCUUACUCUGCUUCGCCGCCUCCGGCGAGGCAGCUCCAGCAGAGGAGCUACAACUCCUCCUCCAGCUCAAAGCGUCCUUCGAGACCGCAAAUACGACCGCCUUCCAAUCAUGGACCGCAAACAACUCAUUUUGCGGCGGUUUCGCCGGUGUCAAGUGUGAUUCCGGUGGCUCUGUUUCAGAAAUCGAUCUCACCGCCACCGGCAUCUCAGGUGCAAUCCGCUUUGAUAUUAUCUGUCGGUUUUCUUCCCUCACUGAGCUCUCCCUGGGGUCUAAUUACCUCUUCGGUGACAUCUCCGAUGACCUCCACAACUGCACCGGCCUUCGCCGUCUCGACCUCGCCUCCAACUCCCUCGGCGGAGUAAUCCCUGACCUGUCGCCUCUUGGCAAGCUACAAAUCCUCAACUUGACGAGCAAUUACUUCACCGGCGCCUUCCCGUGGAGCUCCCUCGCCGGACUGACUGCGAUGGAGGUGCUCAACGUCGGGGAUAACUCCUUCGAUCCCGAUCCUUUCCCCGAUGUGGUGACGAAUUUGACAGAGCUCAAUUGGAUUUACCUCUCCAACUGCAAUAUCCAUGGACAAAUUCCGCCGGCAAUCGGCAACCUGACAAAACUCAUCAACCUUGAGAUAUCCGACAGCUUUCUCACCGGAGUGAUUCCCCAAGAAAUCUCCAAGCUCUCCGAUCUGUGGCAGCUCGAGCUUUACAACAAUUCGCUCACCGGGCGUAUCCCGACCGGGUUUGCUAAUCUUUCAAAAUUGGCCUUCUUCGAUGCAUCCAUGAACAAUAUAGAAGGCGACCUAUCGGAGCUCCGGAGCUUGACGAACCUCGUUUCGUUACAGCUGUUCAAAAACAACCUUUACGGCGAAGUGCCGCCGGAAUUUGGGGAUUUCCGAUUCCUCACCAACCUCUCGUUGUACUCAAAUAGGUUCAGCGGAAAGUUGCCGGCGAAACUCGGAAGUUGGACGGAAUUCAACUACAUCGACGUGUCGACUAACUUCUUUACGGGGCCGAUCCCGCCGGAUAUGUGCCGGAAGGGUACCAUGAAAAAGCUUCUGAUGCUGGAGAACAAGUUCACCGGGGAGAUCCCCGCGAACUACGCCAAUUGCUCUUCGUUACUUCGGUUCAGGGUCAGCAAUAACUCUCUCUCCGGCGAGGUUCCUUCUGGUCUCUGGAGCUUGCCAAACUUGAACAUUAUUGAUCUUGCCAUCAACCGAUUCGAAGGUUCCAUUGGCGCUGGGAUCGGGGCAGCCAAGUCUUUGAACCAGCUCUUUAUUUCCGAUAACCGGUUCUCCGGUCAGAUUCCGCGGGAGAUUGGAGGCGCGGCAGGUAUUGUCGGCAUAGAGAUGUAUAACAACCAUUUCUCAGGUGAGAUCCCGGCGAGCAUCGGACGUCUACAAAACCUCGUGAGCCUUUAUCUGCAGAGCAACGACUUCUCCGGCGAGAUCCCGGAAGAGAUCGGUUCGUGCGUCGCUUUAAGCGCCAUGAACCUAGCGGAGAACCUGCUCUCCGGUUCCAUCCCGGCAAGCCUCGGCCAGCUGACGAGGCUCAACUCGCUAGAUUUGUCGGAUAACAAGCUUUCCGGUGAGAUCCCGGCGAGCUUCCCCGCACUGAAGCUCUCCUCCCUCGAUCUCUCCAACAACCGCCUCACCGGAGCCAUACCGUCGGGGCUUGCCAUUUCGGCCUACAAUGGUAGCUUCGCCGGGAACCCUGGCCUCUGCGUCGAUGGCAGCGACGCCGACAAACUUAGCUCCGUCAAACGAUGCCUUGUCUUCAACAGGGGUUCUACCUUCGAGUUGCGCACCUUCCUCACAUGCAUUCUCGCCGGCAUAGCAGUCUUCCUCGCUGGUCUCGGUCUUUACAUCCUGCUAAAGAAGCGCCGCGACGACUCAAGCGGGGCCGACGACAGGGCCUUCGCAAAAGAUCCGUCAUGGAACAUGAAGUCGUUCCGGAUCGUGACGUUCGACGACCAGGAGAUCGUGGAAGGAAUCAAACCGGAAAAUCUCAUCGGAAAGGGCGGCUCCGGUGAGGUGUAUCAGGUGCAUCUCGCGAACGGAGAAAUGGUGGCGGUGAAGCAGAUAUGGCGCAAUUCGGCGGAGGGAACCAAGGAAUGGAGCACUGCGGCGAUGCUGGCAGCGGCGCAGAGGCGUCCGCGGAAGCGGCUGGCCACGAGGCAGUUCGAAGCAGAGGUGGGAACAUUGAGCACCGUGCGCCACGUCAACGUGGUGAAACUCUACUGCAGCAUCGCGAGCGAGGAGUGGUGCCUACUGGUAUACGAGCACCUUCCCAACGGCAGCCUAUGGGAUAAGCUUCACGGUCCGGCGGAGGCGCCUCCGCCUGGAAAGGCGGUGGAGUUGAGUUGGGAAGUGAGGUAUCAAGUGGCGCUAGGGGCGGCGAGAGGUCUCGAGUACCUGCACCACGGCGGUGAACGCCCCAUCCUUCACCGGGACGUCAAGUCCAGCAACAUCCUCCUCGAUGAAUGCCUCAAGCCUCGUAUAGCUGACUUCGGCCUCGCCAAGAUCCUGCAUUCCACCAGCGCCGCCGCAGCCGGAGGCGGUGCACGGGAAGCUUCUUCCGCCCCUGUCAUCGCCGGCACCCACGGCUACAUCGCUCCAGAGUACGCGUACACAUGGAAGGUGAACGAGAAGAGCGACGUGUACAGCUUCGGGGUGGUGCUGUUGGAGUUGGUGACCGGACGGCGGCCGAUCGAGGCGGAGUACGGCGAGAGCAAAGACAUCGUGCACUGGGUGUCGCAGCAGAUGCGCAGCUGGGAGAGCGUGAUGGCGGUGGUGGACGGCAGAAUAGGGCCGGAGUGGGCCAAGGAAGAGGCGGUCAGGGUCCUGCGGGUGGCGCUGCUGUGCACGAUGAGUCUGCCGGCGCUGCGGCCGUCGAUGAGGACGGUGGUGCAGAUGCUGGAGGAGGUUGUGAACGGUGGAGCUGUGAAACAUGUAAACAAGAAGUUGACUGCGUAAGGUUUAUGGUGUACGAUGGAAUAAGUAAAUCGGCGAAGUGUAAAAUGUGACGACGGCAAGAACACCAGAUGGUUUCCAUAUCCAUCACUGUUUUAGGGGUCAAAUAAAGUCAAAGUUAAACCGCUA
Zingiber officinale is the source of this 3336-nucleotide messenger RNA. Its product is annotated as receptor-like protein kinase 7. The coding region runs from base 220 to 3210 and encodes 996 amino acids. Lineage: Eukaryota; Viridiplantae; Streptophyta; Magnoliopsida; Zingiberales; Zingiberaceae. Gene Ontology annotation, molecular function: ATP binding; protein binding; protein kinase activity. Gene Ontology annotation, biological process: protein phosphorylation. The transcript has 2 exons. The record is from RefSeq and is a predicted model, not a curated record.